AUGUCUUCAACAAUAAAAAUCACUCCUCGUCGUUCACAGGAACGUGGGCAUGCUGAUCAUGGUUGGCUAAAAAGUUUUCAUACAUGGUCAUUUGCGUCCUAUUACGAUUCACGUUUUGAUAAAGGUUUUGGCUGUCUACGUGUCAUGAACGAAGAUCGAGUUCAACCAACGACAGGAUUUGGUACACAUCCUCAUAGUGAAUAUGAAAUAUUUUCAUAUAUUGUUGAUGGUGAACUACAACAUAAAGAUUCAAUGGGAAAUAAAGAGAUCAUUCACCGUGGUGAAGUUCAAUUUACGUCGGCUGGAACUGGUAUUCAACAUUCAGAAUAUAAUGUUAAUAAAUCAUUGUGGGUUCAUUUUAUUCAAAUAUGGGUUAAACCAAAUCAAUCGAAGCUUAAACCAUCUUAUACAACAAAACAAUGGUCCGAUGAAGAGAAGCUCAAUCAAUUGUGUUUGUUAAUCGAUGAUGUGAAUAGUUGUAAUGGGAAAACUAUUGCCAUCCAUGCACCAUUAUCGAUGUUUGCUAGUAUUUUACAGCCGAACAAAUCGAUUAAACAUGUUUUCAAAAGAACAAAAGGAUAUAUUCAUUUAGUUAUGCGAACUGGUUAUGAUGUAAAAAAUGGUGCAGAAAUUCGUAUUGGACAAAACGUUAUUUUAUACGAGGGUGAUGGAGCAUUUAUUAAUUGUGAUGAACUAAAUAGUGAAUUCUCUAUAGAAAAUAUUAGUGCAAUCAAUGCUGAAUUUUUAUUAUUUGAUCUUGAAUAA
This is a messenger RNA of Rotaria socialis, 765 nucleotides long. The record is from the annotation of a GenBank genome assembly. Lineage: Eukaryota; Metazoa; Rotifera; Eurotatoria; Philodinida; Philodinidae.